Nerophis lumbriciformis (worm pipefish) is the source of this 2306-nucleotide messenger RNA. RefSeq names its product arylsulfatase A (gene arsa). The record is from RefSeq and is a predicted model, not a curated record. NCBI's taxonomy places the organism in Eukaryota, Metazoa, Chordata, Actinopteri, Syngnathiformes, Syngnathidae. Gene Ontology annotation, molecular function: arylsulfatase activity.
UGGUUAGUUCGGUGUUCGAGAGCGCACUUUGUGUGUGUGAGAGCGCCAUGGAUGUUGCCCACAUUUGCUUUCUAUGUUCUUUAUUUGUAUGCAACUACGCUGCUUCGCCGCCCAACUUCGUGCUCAUUUUCGCCGAUGAUUUGGGUUUCGGCGACCUGGGGUGUUACGGACAUCCUAGCUCUUUGACCCCCAACCUGGACCGACUGGCGGCGAAGGGGCUCCGCUUUACGAACUUCUACAGCACCAGUCCUGUCUGUAGCCCGUCCAGGGCAUCACUAUUGACAGGCCGCUACCAGACCCGCUCAGGGAUCUACCCCGGGGUCCUGUAUCCUGGCUCAAUCGGUGGUCUUCCAUUGAACGAGACCACCAUCGCAGAGGUGCUGAAACCUCUUGGCUACGCCACAGCCGUGGUAGGGAAAUGGCACCUGGGCGUGGGGGCCAAUGGAAGGUUCCUUCCGACCAGGCAGGGCUUUGACGAGUACCUGGGGAUUCCAUACUCCCACGACAUGGGUCCAUGUCACAACCUGUCAUGCUUUCCGCCGGAUGUCAAGUGCUUCGGACUGUGCGACAUCGACACGGUGGCGGUCCCGCUGAUGCACAACGAGGUCAUCAAGCAACAGCCCGUUAACUUCCUGGAUCUGGAACGGGCUUACAGUGACUUCUCCACCGCUUUCAUCGCCGCAGCGGCCGAAAAGAGCCAACCUUUCUUCCUCUACUACCCUUCCCAUCACACCCAUUGCCCCCAGUAUGCAGGCCCGGGGGCUGCUGGGAAGACUUCAAGGGGUCCAUUUGGAGACGCUCUGCUGGAGUUUGACAACACUGUGGGAAACCUGCUGGCUACAUUGGAGAAGACCGGCGUGAUCAACAACACACUGGUCUUCUUCACGUCGGACAACGGUCCUUCAUUAUUUCGCAUGGACCGCGGAGGUAACGCGGGGACACUGAGAUGCGGCAAAGGCACCACGUAUGAGGGCGGCAUGAGAGAGCCAGCCAUCGCCUAUUGGCCCGGCAUGAUCACGCCAGGUGUGACCCAGGAGCUGGCCAGCACUCUGGACAUCCUGCCCACCAUCGCUGGGCUCGCUGGAGCUAGAGCGCCCCCUGUGGUGCUCGAUGGUGUCGACAUGGCCGACAUCCUUUUCAACCACGGAAAGAGCAAAAGGGAGAGCAUGAUGUUCUACCCCACUGAUCCUAGUGAAGAAUGUGGCCUGUUUGCUCUUCGCCUGGGGAAGUACAAGGCUCACUUCUACACACAAGGCUCCAUCCACAGCACCACCACCCCAGACAAAGAGUGUUCAACAUUCGCCUUGCGGAAGCAUCACGACCCCCCGCUUAUCUUCCAUUUGGACGCCGACCCGUCUGAGUGGUACCCUCUCCCGCUGGACGGCCAGCCGGACAUGCAGGAGCUGCUGGAGAGGAUGAAGAGAGUCAAGGAAGAGUUUGAAGGCUCCAUGUUGUUUGGGGAGAGUCAGAUCUCCAAGGGAAGUGACCCCCAGCUGGAGCCUUGUUGUAAUCCACAGUGCAGUCCCAAACCCGGCUGCUGCCACUGCUGACAUCAAUGCAGGUCUCAUGGACUCCUGGGACACAAAGACGUGGCAAGCGAACCUGCUCAGCAUGGGGUGCUUGGUGAUGAAGCCAAAGUAGCUGAGGAGGAACAGAUGGAGAACAAUGUCAGAGCAAGUCCGCCUGAGGGCAGAAGGUAGGUGGAGUACCAGUUGUUCUUUGGAUGGCAGCCGCAGAAGGAGAUGUUCUUCAUUUGGAAGAAGUGACUACAUCGGUCAAACUGACGGUGGAGACAAGGAACAGGAUUAACUCCUACAUGAAAUCAGACUAAUUGGGAGAAAGUGACUUCAAGGAACAGGAUUAACUCCUACUAAAUAUUUCAUACUGGUGUAGUUUGUACUAACUCCACAAGAUGGCAGUAGCUGACCACAAUACAAAUGGCACAUUUUCAAAUUGUCAAAAGUAGUCCCAGACAUGAUAAAAGUAGAAAUCAUUCAUUAUGAAAAGGACUUGGUUGGAUGCUCACUGUGAGGUUGAACAUGUUCUGGUCGUGGUGUUAGUUUAUUUGGACCAUGCGUAGUUAGAAAACAUGUUGCUCGUUUCUCGUUACAACAAGUACGAAAAGGAGUAGGAAGAAGCAGAAUUGAUUGAACCCUUUCUCCGUUCUACAGCAAUUGCAAACACAUUUGUUUGUUCACUUCCACACUUGGUCACCUCCACACUCUUUUAGUCCAAUAUAGUCACCAAUUGAAUCCAAUAUAGUCACAAUUUAAUCCAAUAUAGUCACCAAUUUAAUCCAAAAUAGU